UAUUCUCUUAUAAUUUCUGCACACCUUCUCCCACUCAGUGUGCCUUGCUCUCUGCUGAACUGAGGACUUUCUGCUGAACUGAGUUGGAACUCCUCCACGGAUUAACAGCAGCUUUCUUCAAACUCAAUUGAAAUUUGUAUCACCUCAGUGUCAAUGUCUGGUUCUGGCAACCCACAACUCUAUAGGCCUCAUGAUGUGUUCACUGCUAUGGGUCGUUGUUGGGUAUUGGAAGAUGAGUUCAGCUAUCCAAUCAAUCCGAAUUUGCGAAAUAGUGCUUACGUUCACAAUACCAUGAGACAGGAGUGGGCUUGGUUAUUUCGUGAACAACAAAUAUUUUAUGAUGAGUUGGUUGGUUUUAAGUUGCCAGUGCCUCGGCGACUCGCAUCACAAAUGCCCAGAGACAGCAUCGACGAACUUCGUAAAGCAUUGAACCGCAUAAGAGAAGAAAAUAAUCGAAUGAAGAUACGUCUUAAUCGAUAUCGGACCCAAGUCGAGAUUCGAGAGUCAGUGCAGGAAGGGUGGUACGAGCAUGCACAAUUCAUGCAAUCACUUCUUGCUGAUCCCAUUUAUCAGUCAGACGUGGAGAUGUCAGAUGAAGAGUAAUCGUGUUGUGUCGUGGUGUAAUUAGAUUUUGUUGGAGAACUAUUUUGCUUAACUAUGUGUUAUAUGUAUGGUUGCAUUUGUACUAUGUAAACCUUAUUAUUGAUUAUGAGAAGCAUGCACGUUAUUCGUAAUGUAGAUUA
This is a messenger RNA of Quercus robur (English oak), 743 nucleotides long. RefSeq lists its product as uncharacterized. The coding region runs from base 154 to 603 and encodes 149 amino acids. NCBI's taxonomy places the organism in Eukaryota, Viridiplantae, Streptophyta, Magnoliopsida, Fagales, Fagaceae. The transcript is spliced from 2 exons. The record is from RefSeq and is a predicted model, not a curated record.